Molecule: messenger RNA, 590 nt
Organism: Wyeomyia smithii (pitcher-plant mosquito)
Lineage: Eukaryota; Metazoa; Arthropoda; Insecta; Diptera; Culicidae
Product: ejaculatory bulb-specific protein 3-like
Exons: 2
Coding region: 41-538 (165 amino acids)
Source: RefSeq, a predicted model, not a curated record
CAUCAUCACUACCCUCAGGAGAACGGAAAUUUGAGAAGAAAUGUGUCUAAAAGUGUUUUGGGUUUUCGCUUUCAUUGGCGCAACCUGCUGCGGAACGCGGGUUGCAGGCUACGAUACCAAGUACGAUAGCAUCGAUUUGGAUGAGGUUUUUAAAAGUACUCGGCUGUUGAAUAACUAUUUGAACUGUUUGAAAAAUCUCGGACCUUGCACACCGGAUGCGGUCGAGUUGAAAGAUAAACUACCGGACGCACUGGAAAGUGACUGUGAGCAUUGUUCCGAAAAGCAGAAGACUGGAGCCGAUAAGGUUAUCCAUUUUAUCAUUGAAAACCGUCCGGAAGACUUUCGGGUACUGGAGUCGCUGUACGAUCCAACGGGAGAGUAUCGACGCAAGUAUUUGGACGAAAGGCAGCAAUUUCGGCAACCUCCGGAGGGUUCGUCUGGCGAAACGGAUGAGGAAGAAAGCACAAACGAGGCGGGUUCAGGUGCCGAGGAGACGGAGGGUCAAGAGCAAAGCGAAGAGGCCUCCGAAAGCAAUUAAGUAAGACGGGUGUGAAAUAAAACAAUCGUUGUGAAUCGGAUAUGGAUGAAAA